Molecule: messenger RNA, 2035 nt
Organism: Suillus bovinus
Lineage: Eukaryota; Fungi; Basidiomycota; Agaricomycetes; Boletales; Suillaceae
Product: spinocerebellar ataxia type 10 protein domain-containing protein
Exons: 10
Coding region: 414-1994 (526 amino acids)
Cellular component (GO): cytosol
Source: RefSeq, a predicted model, not a curated record
CACCUCGCCCUGCUUGUUUCUCUUUACCAGCGUACAUAGUAGAACUCGAACUCUCAAAAUCAAUCCAGUCGAGUCUUAUUGGACCGAAUCUGUAAUCUUUGUGAGCUGGGUUGAAUAAAGCGUUCCUCCUGGCAGUUGAUUUGGGGCGAUGUGAUGGUAAGCUUUGAAAUAAGGCCUUGGGGGUGAAAGUGUCGACAGUGUCAGGAUGCGACAGUGAUUUAUCAACAGUCUUUCUGUCCAGUGCAAGUCGGAUAUGAUAGCUGUUUAACAUACUGUGGGCUUUCGAGAGGAGCCCAUUGAUACCGCGUAAUGUAAGAUAGAUCCGAGUCUGAGCCAGCGCUAGUCAGCUGAGUGCCGCGGAAUUACUGCGAUCAUCGCCACUCCAUCUUCAACAAAGCUUGUUCCUCAUCCAGAUGGACUCCGACCAAUAUUCGCUCAACGUCCGCUUUUGCGAGAUCUGUGCUGCUUUUCUCAGCAAGAACGGCAAGGAUAGUGUCCCAUCUCUGACUAGGGCACUGGAUACGAUUGCUAAUGACCUUGCAAGAAAUGGGGAGUUGAGGAUCCGUAUGGGGUCGGAGGACCCUUCGAUAUGGCUGUCCCUUCAGCAGUUGUGGGAUUUCCUUGCAGAUUAUCCCUCAGCCGAUGCGGAUAUCGCAGAAUUGCGCGUGCUCGUAAUAAGCGUCGCCAGAUUUACUAGGAAUAUUGUUGCAGGUGUUGCAGUGAACCAGCAGAGUGCAUUUGGAGUCGAGCUAGCUCUUCGCCGUAUUCUGCAUCUGUACAGCUCCUGGUCUGCGUUUCAAGUUACGGAUUCUUUUCCGGCUACUAGGAUGGCCGUUCAGGCGCUCUCAAACAUUGUUACCACCAACGAGGAUCUCGCGUCUCACCUUUGGAAUACUUAUCUUACUCUGCCUGAGGAUCAGGUGAUACUCAUUCGCUUGCUCGGCUCCCCUGACCAUAAGACCAUCCUAUCAGUCUUGGUACUUAUGGUAAACUGCAUUCACGAUAGCACCGAGCGUCGUUCUUUACUUACGAAGUCGCGCGGGGGGGUUCGAAUAUGCAUAACGCUUUUGGACCGCAUGGUCCUAUUGUACGACGCGGAAGAAUCUACCGACGGGGCAAAAGCGUUUGACUAUGGGUAUCAUUUGUUUGCCCACUUAUUUGACGGCGGCUUUGCGCCGGAUCUGUACAACUCUUUGUCUGUUGAAGGGGAGAUAAUUGCGCAGCACCAGACUACCCUUCUGAAACUCCUCGACUCAUACCUACAAUCAUCGCAAACCUGUCCUGUACAUUCUGAUAUGUGCCCUAUGUUGUCGGAAAUUUUCCUCUCGCUCUCGUUAUACUCGCAGUCAGCAAUUACACGAGCUAUUAAUCCCAUCAAUUCGAGGCCAAAUUUGGAUGGUUCCAUCGAAUACUUGCAAGAACUUGAUUUAUUACUGCCAAAAUCGUGCGAGGCCCUCGUAUUAGCAACUCAAUGUAUCGUCAAAAUUUCGUUACUAUCCGAGGACCAGCGGACCGUGGAUCCAUCCAGUGUAGACUUACGAGCAGUCUUCCGAGAUGCCAGUUCAACUGACGGUCAGGGCGCUGCUGAGAGUGUUAUAGAACUCUUACGGCUUCUUGACGUGUUUCUUCCACGCAUUUACUUUGGCAAACCUGUCUUAAAUCCCACGACAGAUCAAAGCACCCCAUCGUCAGUUGCAGGAUCCAAUGGAUUCUCGUAUUUAAAACGAGAUCUUGUGCGUUUAGUCGGGGUACUUUGCCAUCGAGAUAAGACAUUCCAGGACCGCAUUAGGGUAUGCGGGGGCAUUCCUGUUAUUAUGAAUAUGUGUGUUGUGGACGAACGCAACCCGUACCUUCGAGAACAUGCUAUAUUAGCACUUCGGAACCUGUUGGACGGCAACAAGGAGAAUCAGGACGAAGUAAACAGCAUUCAACCAUCCGGAUAUUGGGAUGAAGCGGGCGUGUUGCGCGAGAAAGUUGGAGCUACGCUGAGAUAGAUACGACGAAUGGCUGUAAAAGCAUCAGACCAUGGAUAAUU